Molecule: messenger RNA, 2001 nt
Organism: Malassezia restricta
Lineage: Eukaryota; Fungi; Basidiomycota; Malasseziomycetes; Malasseziales; Malasseziaceae
Product: protein regulator of cytokinesis 1
Exons: 1
Coding region: 1-2001 (666 amino acids)
Biological process (GO): microtubule cytoskeleton organization; mitotic spindle midzone assembly
Cellular component (GO): mitotic spindle midzone; spindle; cytoplasm
Molecular function (GO): microtubule binding
Source: RefSeq, a predicted model, not a curated record
AUGGAUGCGUCCACACUCAGCGCGCUCAUUGAUACAUCGAGCAAAGAGUUGGAAGAGCUGCAUAGGCAGCUAGGAUGCCCAAAUGAUGAGAUGGACAAGGCUAUGUCGGCCCUCAAGGCCUGUAUUUAUGACGCUAUUCACGCACAGGUACGCCAGGUUGAGACACGGGUUGCCGAGGUCAAGGUGUCGUGCGAGGCACAUGAGCGGCGCAUACAACAACUUUGCAGCGCUACGGGGGCUCAACCGCCCACGAUAACACCGUCACAGCCCCUUCUGGCACAGCGAGCUGCGCUCCAAGCGGAAGAAGCGCGCCUAGAGUCGAUCUACGCCGCACAAUGCGAUCAGUGUGAUCUUGUGCUGAAUCAAAUCCAUACCCUGAAUAUGUGUAUGUCAGAAGCGGGCGGCGCUCCCUCGCUGCCGACGCGCACGGACGCUCUGCGCGAUGUCACACCCGACACACUGUGUCACUUGGAGUCCCAUCUCCUUCAUGUACAGCAAGUUUACAAAGACCGCAAGAUACAGAUGGAGUCGGAUCUUAGUGAAAUUUUACAGUUAUGGUCUGAGCUGCAUGUCAUGCCCGAUGUGGCCAUCAAUGCCGGUCAUGUGUCUGUGCACGACGAGCGGCCUGAAGAGAGCCAAUUCCACAUGUCUAUUCUGCAAUACACACAACAAAUGCCGACUCUGGAGCUGGACGGCGAGUUUCGUGGCCAGUUUGAGCCGAUACGUACGGCGGAAGAAAGUACGAUGGAUGCCACACCCUCACGCAUCCAGGGCACUCCGACGCUUGCGGCCGACACAUCGGCGGUGCCUGAGCUCUUGCAGCCUACCGACGCCGUCAUGGCCAAGAGUAUCAAGCUGCGCGAGUCACUCGAGCGCGAAAAGACCGAGCGCGAAUCAAGUAUUCAGUCAUACUAUGACGAGCUGUGUGAGCUGUGGAUGCGCUUUGAUGUCCCAGAAACUGAGAUGGACGCUUUUGUGUUGGAUCACCGCGGUAGUACGCUGCAGGUUGUCGAGGCCUACCGCACAGAAUUGGACAAGAUGCGCGCCCUCAAGUCGCAGCACAUGGCCCUUUUCAUUAGCAAGACCCGUGAACAGAUCUGGGAGCAGUGGGAUGCGCUGUACAUGAGUGAGGCCGAGCGCCGAAACACAUUCCCCGCCUACUUUCUUGCGUUGCCGGGCGAAGACGAGACCAUCUCGGCCACAUUCGAUUGGGACGAACUGCUGGCCGAACAUGAAAGCAUGUAUGCCAAGCUGGCCGAGAUGCUCGAGCAGCGUGCACCGAUUCUCAGCCUCAUAGGGCGCUACCAUACGAUAUGCCAUGAGGCUCGUGCCCUCGAAGAAAGUGCGCAAGACGGCUCGCGGCUGCUAGGCCGCGGUAACCGUGGCGAUCCAGGUCGCCUCUUGCGUGAAGAAAAGAUGCGCAAGCGAGUCAAAGUCCAGAAACCCAAGCUCGAACAAGAGCUGCUCAAAGUACUGCCGGCAUGGGAGGCGGAACACCAUAUGCCGUUUAUGAUGGAUGGCACUCGGUUUGUGGACUACCUCCGUGACCAGCUCGGCGGCGCCAAAGAAAAUCCACGUACUCAGCGGCGCACAGUCCCCCAAAAGACUGGCGCCGAGCUUUCUUCGUCGCGCGCCGCGAAUGGCGUACCAGAGACGCCACGGCAGGGUCCCUUGAAGCGUCCUGGCACAGCUUCCAUGAAUCGUGCGCCGACGUCACAAGCCCGACGAGGUGGUGCACACGGCACAUCACGUCCACGCAUGGCUUCUCAAUCGCGCAUGACGCCGUAUGGCGCUGUUGCGACCAACAAGCCUGGCGCAAAGCGUCUCGACUCAACGUCUAGCACGGACACGGUCGUUCCUCACGCAGCGACGCUGUCUUCGUCGAUCACAUCGCCUGCACCUGAUGAUGAUGAUGUAUUUUCUGCCGGACAGCGAACGCCGAGUUCUUACCUUGCUUCUUCCUUCGCGCGAUCUCAGACCCCAGCCAUGUCGCGCUUUUAG